Molecule: messenger RNA, 5382 nt
Organism: Salvelinus fontinalis (brook trout)
Lineage: Eukaryota; Metazoa; Chordata; Actinopteri; Salmoniformes; Salmonidae
Product: solute carrier family 25 member 45
Exons: 4
Coding region: 4232-4936 (234 amino acids)
Biological process (GO): transmembrane transport
Cellular component (GO): mitochondrion
Molecular function (GO): transmembrane transporter activity
Source: RefSeq, a predicted model, not a curated record
AUUGAAGCUCGCCUGGAGGGUUGUUAACACAGUGUCAAAAGAAGGGCCAUCAGACAUCAGAUACUCAUCAUCGACUGCUCUAGGCGUAUAUCCAAUUAUAACUCUUCUUUUUAGGAUUUUUAUUACAAUCUUCAUUAAAGGAACAGUCUGUCUAAACAUUGAAGAUAGUCUCAUCUAACAUUGGCUCCUUGUGGUUAAAAGAAACGGAGCCAUCUCCUAGGCCUGGAGGCCUGUAUUCGUCAUCCCACUGGUCGGAGCUCGGAAUCGGUCCAUAUCUCACCAUCUGUUGCAUCAUCGAUCUCUCUAGAGUUCUGGUGAUCAAACCUCUUUCACAUGGGACCAAACAGCAUCCACACAACACCAACACACUCAUACAGGUGAAAGCAACCCACAAUACAGUACUUACAAUAUUUUUCCAUUUCCCAAACACGCUAUCGAACCACCCUGUCAGGAAAGUAUCCACCCCAGAGUUCUCUGCUAACUCAUGAGCUAAUGUGGUCAAACUUGCCAUGGUCACUGAUCCGUCUGGAGCUGUGUUAUUAAAAAAUAAGCGUACAGCAAUGAACCCCAAUCAUUCUACAUACCCCGCCCUUUUCUACCAAUAACAUAUCGAGUGUCAGUCUAUUUUACCAGGUCACGAGGGAGGUGGCGGAUAAUUGGUCAGAGAACCCCUUUACUGCAACCCCGGUUUCAUUCAUGAAUCUCUGUUAAUUGUAAUAGAUGUAAUUAAUCCAAUCCACAUUUUUAUUUAUUGUCAACUACCAAAAGAACAUAGUGGUAAAGUCUUCACCUAUUUGAUUCAUAGCUUUGUAUUAAUCUGUAACUUCCCUGAGGAUGCCAAUGGCAUCCAUCUAGACCAUCCUGGUCAAAACUCCUUCUGUGCCUACUUUAGCCUCCUAUAACUGGCCUCUGAUGACUAACUCAAACUGGUUUGACCAAUAAUCCCGGGGCGCAAGUUCCUAACCACCCUUUUUGGUAGUUUCUGUCGUAUGCGUCCUUUGCUGGUACGAGCCCACCCUACUUCAGUUAUAGGUGCUGUGAGGGUAAGAAUUUUCUCCUGUACUUCCAAACCUAAGUCAGUCACAUUAACGAUUACCUUUCAGCCAUUAAAAUCAUCUAAGUUCUCGGUGCCAUUCUUGUAUCUACAACACUGGUACUCAUCAGGAGUUAAAGUGAACCGAGGUGGGUUGGCCGAGUACUUCAAUCUGGCCAACCCAAUCCCUGUAAAGUUAUUUGCUUUCCUAGGGAAUUGUUUAAUGUUUACCUUAAAUCCUAUAUCUUGAUCUUCUGUGACUCCUUGUUCUGUAAAUCACUCAUCAGUGUAUUAUAUAGUUUAUCUUUUACUUCUUAUCAAUGACAACGGCGUCAUAUAAUUAGUACCAGAAGGUGGUGGAUCUGGAUGUAUCAGAAAGGUUACCAAGACUAUGAUGCAGCUCAGAGUCCCUACUCUUCCCAAAAACCGCCAACGCUCUCCUGCCCUUAGUCGAUCUGCUAGGCACCACCCCAUACUCACACCUCUAGGAGCACACACAGUGAUGAACGGUCGGGAUAGGGAAUCUUCGUUAAGGCGGUGACCCCCGGACCCUGUUGAUACUCGGUUCUUCUCCUAACUCUCUGUGUGAGCAGCAGUGCUUGUAUGUGUACAUACCCUUUUGCAGUGGGUAACGUGGACCCAAGUGACUCUCUCAGCUAUUCUAAUGGCAAAGGCGGUGGUUUAACAGAACCUGGUAUGGGCCUUCCCAACGGGGCUGCUUACAGUCUUUUCUCCUCAGGGACUGGAUCUACACCCAGUCUCCUGGUUGGAUUGAGUGAAUCAACUUCUCCUGUAAUUCACCUGUUUGACACAAAAUCUUGAACAUACGGGUUUGGUUAACAAACAGUCUUCUCAUGUGUUCUGCUAGUAUAUCUUCAACUUCUAUGUCUACUUGCUCUGGUCCCUAACUCAGGCAUUCUAUUUGUUCUACCUGAUUAGCUAAAAUGUCAUCCAUUAUUUAAAGAAAUAGAUCCUGGUAAACCAACUCUAGGGAUUAUAUCUUCACCUAAUAUUUUAGCUACCAUAAUCGUGUCCGCCAAGUAAGUUGGGAACACUUCUACCCAUUUGCUAUACUUAUCUAUUAUUGUUAAACACCCCUUCUUCCCCUCACUUCGGAAUAGUUCAAUGAAGUCCAUUUCCAAAUGUUGGAAUGGAUAUUCUACAAAUUUGUAUUUAUUUAAUUUAAAGUAGUUAUCCCUAGGCCAAAUCAAAUCAAAUUUUAUUUGUCAAAUACACAUGGUUAGCAGAUGUUAAUGCGAGUGUAGCGAAAUGCUUGUGCUUCUAGUUCCGACAAUGCAGUAAUAACCAACGAGUAAUCUAACCUAACAAUUUCACAACAACUACCUUAUACACACAAGUGUAAAGGGAUGAAGAAUAUGUACAUAUAAAUAUAUGAAUGAGUGAUGGUACAGAACGGCAUAGGCAAGAUGCAGUAGAUGGUAUAGAGUACAGUAUAUACAUAUGAGAUGAGUAAUGUAGGGUAUGUAAACAUAUAAAAGUGGCAUUGUUUAAAGUGGCUAGUGAUACAUGUAUUACAUAAAGAUGGCAAGAUGCAGUAGAUGGUAUAGAGUACAGUAUAUACAUAUAAGAUGAGUAAUGUAGGGUAUGUAAACAUUAAUUAAGUGGCAUUGUUUAAAGUGUCUAGUGAUACAUUUUUUACAUAAAAAUUUUCCAUUAUUAAAGUGGCUGGAGAUGAGUCAGUAUGUUGGCAGCAGCCACUCAAUGUUAGUGGUGGCUGUUUAACAGUCGGAUGGCCUUGAGAUAGAAGCUGUUUUUCAGUGUCUCGGUCCCUGCUUUCAUGCACCUGUACUGACCUCGCCUUCUGGAUGAUAGCGGGGUGAACAGGCAGUGGCUCGGGUGGUUGUUGUCCUUGAUGAUCUUUAUGGCCUUCCUGUGACAUCGGGUGGUGUAGGUGUCCUGGAGGGCAGAUAGUUUGCCCCCGGUGAUAUGUUGUGCAGACCUCACUACCCUCUGGAGAGCCUUACGGUUGUGGGCAGAGCAGUUGCCGUACCAGGCGGUGAUGCAGCCCGACAGGAUGCUCUCGAUUGUGCAUCUGUAAAAGUUUGUGAGUGCUUUUGGUGACAAGUCGAAUUUCUUCAGCCUCCUAAGGUUGAAGAGGCGCUACUGCGGCUCAGAACGCACCCUUGUGGGGCCCCAGUGUUGAGGAUCAGCGGCGUGGAGAUGUUGUUACCUACCCUCACCACCUGGGGGUGGCCCGUCAGGUUGUAAACGCACCGGGCGGGGUCAAGACCCAGGGUCUCGAGCUUGAUGACGAGUUUGGAGGGUACUAUGGUGUUAAAUGCUGAGUUGUAGUCGAUGAACAGCAUUCUCACAUAGGUAUUCCUCUUGUCCAGAUGGGUUAGGGCAGUGUGCAGUGUGGUUGCGAUUGCGUCGUCUGUGGACCUAUUGGGGCGGUAAGCAAAUUGGAGUGGGUCUAGGGUGUCAGGUAGGGCGGAGGUGAUAUGGUCCUUGACUAGUCUCUCAAAGCACUUCAUGAUGACGGAAGUGAGUGCUACGGGGCAGUAGUCGUUUAGCUCAGUUACCUUAGCUUUCUUGGGAACAGAAACAAUGGUGGCCCUCUUGAAGCAUGUGGGAACAGCAGACUGAGAUAAGGAUUGAUUGAAUAUGCCCGUAAACACACCACGCCUGCAGCCUUGCGAGGGUUAACACGUUUAAAUGUUUUACUCACGUCGGCUGCAGUGAAGGAGAGUCCACAGGUUUUGGUAGCGGGCCGUGUCAGUGGCACUGUAUUGUCCUCAAAGCGAGCAAAGAAGUUGUUUAGUCUGUCUGGGAGCAAGACAUCCUGGUUCGCAACGGGGCUGGUUUUCUUUUUGUAAUCCUUGAUUGACUGUAGACCCUGCCACGUACCUCUUGUGUCUGAGCCGUUGAAUUGCGACUCUACUUUGUCUCUAUACUGACGCUUAGCUUGUUUGAUUGGCUUGCGGAGGGAAUAGCUACACUGUUUGUAUUCGGUCAUGUUUCCGGUCACCUUGCCCUGGUUAAAAGCAGUGGUUCACGCUGUCAGUUUCGCCACAGCCAUUUGAAAUAGACUAAUGUGUGCACUAUUCGGAGGGAAUAGCUACACUGUUUGUAUUCAGUCUCUACCAUCCUUCCUCCCUGUUGGCACAUGGCUCUGCCAAUGUGUCAAUAUUGCUGCAUAUCUAAACAAGGACUUAGAUCCCUGGGUUCUUCAAGGGCAUGACAUUUCCUGUCCUGACUACCGGCAUCACCAACGCUGUGGUCUUUGGUUCCUAUAGCAAUGCUUUAGACUGCCUCACCCAGUCCCAACGGAAUGACCGAAUCCAAGGCAACCCUGCCUCGGCAUCAGCAGUCUUCGCAGCUGGCUGUUUCUCAGGUCUGGCACAGGUGGUGGUUACUGCACCUGUUGACCUGGUGAAGGUACGCUUGCAGUCCCAGACCAAGGGCUGGGCUGGGGUCGGUGGUGACGGAUAUCGAGGUCCCAUUCACUGUGUGACUGUCAUCCUGAGGGAGGAGGGGCCAAGGGGAUUGUUUCGAGGGGGGUUGGCUCUUACCCUGAGAGAUGUACCCUGCUAUGGAAUCUACUUCUUGCCUUACGAAAUCACCUGCAGGUUUCUGACUGAAGAAGGCAAACGGCCAGGCACAUUUGCAGUAUUGAUGGCGGGUGGGGUGGCAGGCGUGGUGACGUGGGCCUUUGCCACGCCCAUGGAUGUGGUGAAAGCGCGGCUGCAGAUGUCCGGUGCUGGGGGCCGGGUGUACCAGGGGGUCCUGCACUGCAUGAGUGUGAGUCUGAAGGAGGAGGGGGUGAGAGUGUUCUUUAAGGGGCUCCUCCUGAACAGUCUGAGGGCCUUCCCUGUCAACGCCAUCACCUUCCUCAGCUAUGAGAGCCUGAUGCGUUUCCUCACCCGGCCACCUGCAGACUGACCACAAGACUAUAUGCAUCUCCUGGAUACACUCCGGUCAGACCAAAUGAUGGAAAGAAUACCAACAUUGGAUGGGCAAACCAUUAUGUGAAAUGAACUGGUAUAUACAGUAUACCUUAGCAUGCUAUACUCAGAAUUGUAUCUGCUAAACUGGAGUUUCACACUUUUUUGUGUUAUCCUCAAUGUGGGCACUCAGACAUGGCUCAUGAUGCUGUGAUAUCAUAGGGUGUCACCAUACUUAUGGAUGUAAACUGUCAUACAGCAUCACCUCUGAGAGCUAUGAUACUAUCAGUAUUUUAUAUCAUGAGACAACAAAACCUUGAAUAUGAAAACACCUGGAAACCAAAUGUUUAUACCAAGACAUGGUGUAUUUAUGUACUGGUAUACUGUAUGAACUUCAUAGCCUUCAUUUAUAAUAACUUUGUAAUAAACAAAAUGUGAAGCAAA